AUGAUCUACGAAAAGGCCCUAGGAGAACAGCCCAUACAUACGACUGUAUCAGAUGGGAAGCUCGUUGCUCGACGGUGCGGUUUGAGAAACUGCACGUGUUAUCUCAGGCCCUGCCCACCCGGUCAGAGGUUACAUUUGGCACUCCCUUUGCUUAGGACCUGUCGACAGAUCUACUCCGAGGCCGUUGAAUAUCUUUACAGAGCCAACGAAUUUUUCAUCUCUACCGACUUGGAAGACUUCCCAACAGCUGGUUAUCUCUCCUACUUCUUCCAACCUCAACGCAUCGCGCAGAUCGGCAAUCUCAACAUUGAAUGGGAUCUUGACCGUCAUCAGUAUUUCAAUCUCAACCUAAUGCCUGACCAUCACCGACGCGAGUGGUACAGGUCUUGGGACGGCUUAAGCAACAUGACUGGCCUCCGCCGACUACACAUCAAGUUCUACUUUUGCCUAGACCUUUGGCAGGGAUGUUAUGGCGAGUUCUGGGAGCAAAAUAACAAGGAGCUACUCCAGCCCAUCAAAAAGAUCACGGCUCCAAGAGACUUCCUCAUCACUCUUCCAAACUGGCAAUGUUCGACCAACAUUGACGUUGGUGAAUCCAGAUGCACUUUCGAACUGCCGGAGAGGGUUGACCUGGAAGGGAACGCGUCGUGA
Molecule: messenger RNA, 651 nt
Organism: Alternaria alternata
Lineage: Eukaryota; Fungi; Ascomycota; Dothideomycetes; Pleosporales; Pleosporaceae
Exons: 2
Coding region: 1-651 (216 amino acids)
Source: RefSeq, a predicted model, not a curated record